AUGAAUCUAGAUUUUACGAUACCUCCCUCCUUACCUAUACAUAUACAAGAGAAAUUAAAUUCUUUGAUUCAAGACUAUAAAGAUGAAAACCUAACUAUUAAAGGAUACGAGACUAAGAGAAAACGCCUUCUGGAACCAUACAUACAUGAUCUCAAAACAACCGUCCCUAGCAAAACACCAACUAAUAUAGACAGAAAACACACAGUACAUAUCACAGGUCGUAACCAAAGUCUCUCUUCUACCUUAUUGGAAAGAACUAUAACUCCCUCUACACCAAUAAAUUCCUCGAAUAAUUUAACAUCAAUAGAUAAUUUUUCUAUAUUAUCGAUUACAAGGUCCCGAUAUAAUUAUUAUAACAGCAUCGACACACCACAAUCUAUGUAUAAUGUAGCUACAAAUUCAUCUAUUUUUAAUACACCAGGUAGACCAAAAGUAUCACAUAGACAUGCUUCAUCUAUACAAUUGUCUUUACCAAGUCACGAUAUCACAGAUGAUAAAAACAACUAUCUUCCUAUGAUACCAUUAUUACCAAGGAAUGUGAAACAGCCAAUAUCAUCUAAAGGUAAAUCAUUUAAUUUUGAUAACCAAUUACCUUUUUCCUUAUUACCUAUAUUAAAAGGUAGAUCUCAAUUUAACGAAGGACAGACAGCUAUUAUAUCUUUAAAUGUAAAAGGUAAAGAAACUUAUAUCACAUGGGAUAAAUUGUAUUUAAGAGCAGAAAAAGUAGCUCACGAAUUGAAAAAGACAAAAUUGUACAGAAUGGAUAAAUUAUUACUUUGGUAUAAUAAAGAAGAAGUUAUUGAAUUUACAGUUGCAUUACUUGGUUGCUUUAUUGCAGGGAUGGUAGCUGUUCCCAUUUCUUUUGAAACUUAUUCCUUACAAGAAAUAGUGGAAAUCAUUAGGCAAACUAAUUGUAAGCAUAUCCUAAUAUCAAACGAAUGUUAUAGACAACUAGAUAAUUUACAUUCACCAACUCAUAACACAACUAUCAAGAUAAGUAGAAAUGACAUGUUCAAGAACAUCUCAUUUUUAAAAACCGAUGAUCUAGGUACAUAUUCAAAAGCCAAAAAACAACCUUCAACAUUUGAUAUAUCUACUAUUGCAUAUAUAGAAUUUACCAGAACACCAUUAGGAAGAUUAUCUGGUGUAGUUAUGAAGCAUAAUAUCUUAAUGGAUCAAUUUGAUUCAUUGGCUGAAAUUUUAGAUUCUAAAAAAAUGCCUUAUUGGAAAAAGAGCCAUAUAUGGAAACCAUAUGAUAAGAGAAUACCAGUGACAUUAGCUACUAAAGAGAAAACAGCAAGAUUUACUGUUCUAAAUAGUUUGGAUCCCACUAGAUCAACUGGAUUAGUACUUGGUGUUUUGUUUAAUGUUUUUACUGGGAAUUUAUUAAUAUCUGUGGAUGAGAAACUUCUUCAAAAACAUGCAGGCUACGAAACAUUGAUAGACAAAUAUAGAGCCGAUAUUUUAUUAAAUGAUCAAUUGCAACUUAAACAAAAUGUAAUCAAUUAUUUGGAGAAUCCAAUCCCAAUGCCUGAACGAAAAAAACAUAAAAUGGAUUUCAGUUGUGUUAAAGUAUGUUUGACUUCUUGUAAUACGAUCGAUACAGAGGUAACUGAUAUGGUUAUUAAUAAAUGGUUGAAAAACUUAGGUUGUACAGAUGCUGUUCUUUGUUACUCCCCAAUAUUAACAUUAAUUGAUUUUGGUGGAAUAUUUAUUUCAACAAAAGAUCAACUCGGGGGUUUAGAAAAUUUCCCAAUACAUAACUCCUCUCUAAAAUUACAAGAUGAUAUUUAUGUCAAUAAAGAUAAGCUCAAAGUCAAUACUAUAGAAGCUAAUAUCACAGCAAUGAUAAAUUCUUCACAGACAUUUAAAGAUUAUAUUAGACUACAAUCAUUUGGUUAUCCUAUUCCAGGCACCACGCUCUGUGUUGUAAAUCCUGAUGAUGCCACUCUAGUUCCUGAGUUAUGUGUUGGCGAGAUUUGGUUAUCUUCAAAAAAUUUAGUAAACGAAUUUUAUCAAAUGGAUAAAGUAAAUGAUUUUGUAUUUAGGGCAAAAUUAAAUUACGCCAAAAUGUUUUCCUUUAUUAAUGAUGGACCUCAAGUUAAUGACAACACUUCUGUAGAUAGACUAGAAACUAUCUAUAACAUAUGUCCGCCUAAUACUCAAUUUUUAAGAACCAAAUUAAUGGGUUUUAUCCACAAUGGCAAAAUCUAUGUUCUUUCUUUGAUAGAAGAUAUGUUUCUUCAAAACAAGUUGAUUAGACUUCCAAAUUGGUCUCAUACAUCUGAUAUAUCAAGAACUUGCAAAUCUUCUUUUUACACAUCAACGAAUAACAGUAUUUCAAACAUUAAUGCCUCAAAACAUAGUUCCAUUUCAGAUGGAUCCAACUUUGAAGGUUCAGAGACUAACUGGACAACAUCAUACAAAGGAAAACGUAUUGUUGAAACUCAUUACCUACAACAAAUUACGGAAACACUAGUUAGAACAGUAAAUACAGUCUCUGAUGUAAGUGCCUUUGAAUUGAAUAGGUACAAAGACGAACACUUCUUAGUACUAAUAGUUGAAAGUUCUUUGGCAAAAAAUUCAAAUGUUAGUUUACUAAACAGUGAACAAAAUUUUUUAAUUAAGACAAAUAGCCAAAAGGAAUCAUUUGAAAGAAAAAUGAAUGAGUUAACGGAUCAAAUCUAUCGUAUUCUUUGGAUAUUUCACAAAAUUCAACCAAUGUGCAUCUUAGUAGUACCACAAAAGUCAUUACCAAGACGUUAUUGCUCUUUGGAAUUAGCUAAUAGUACAGUCGAGAGAAAAUUUAUUAAUGGGGAGCUUAAUUCAAAAUAUGUCAAAUUUCAAUUUGAUAAUAUCAUUCUUGACUUUAUCCCACAUUCUAGUUAUUAUAAUGAAAGCAUAUUUUCAGAACAUUUGUCAAAAUUAAGAAGGUUAUAUAUUGAGAGGAAGAACAUUAUUGAACAAAAAAAGACUAAUGGACUAACCAAAUGGCAAACUUCUGGUAUAGAUUAUAGAGAAACAUCUUAUGAUUCAAGAAACCCGCAGUUAAAACUGUCUGACUAUAAAUCGAUAACAGAGAUUUUAGAAUGGAGGGUACGCACAACCCCAAAUGAGUCUGCGUUUAGUGACGGUGGCAAUACAGCCUCUUCAGGCAAUUAUAACAAUGAAAAUAAUAUUCAAAAAAAUAUUUCCUAG
Molecule: messenger RNA, 3198 nt
Organism: Arxiozyma heterogenica
Lineage: Eukaryota; Fungi; Ascomycota; Saccharomycetes; Saccharomycetales; Saccharomycetaceae
Gene: CMR2
Product: Cmr2p
Exons: 1
Coding region: 1-3198 (1065 amino acids)
Cellular component (GO): cytosol
Source: RefSeq, a predicted model, not a curated record